This is a messenger RNA of Lentinula edodes (shiitake mushroom), 2019 nucleotides long. RefSeq lists its product as uncharacterized. The coding region runs from base 1 to 2019 and encodes 672 amino acids. The record is from RefSeq and is a predicted model, not a curated record. Gene Ontology annotation, cellular component: TRAPPIII protein complex. NCBI's taxonomy places the organism in Eukaryota, Fungi, Basidiomycota, Agaricomycetes, Agaricales, Omphalotaceae. The transcript is spliced from 3 exons.
AUGUCAGAUGGGCCGGCUACUCAUCUGCUAUCGUUGAAGGUAAUGCGGGUGUCUAGGCCCGCAUUAGCUAGCGCAUGGCAGCCAUUCUACUCGUCAUCCCCCUCAUUCUCAGCACAUUCCACUUCUUCAAUCUUGUCUCUACAAGGAACAAACCCACUUCCCGGCUAUCCAAAGACUCUUCGAGAUCUAACACAAGCAUCGGAGCUGCUGACUUUGCCUUCUUCAUUUGGUUCAAUUCAAUUAGGAGAAACUUUUUCUAGUUGUCUGUCCGUAAAUAAUGAGGCAACCACAGAAAUAGACUCUGUCGCUUUGAAAGUAGAAAUGCAAACAGCUACGUCGAAACUGAUCCUGGCGGACAUCGGAGGGACCGAUACAAGUCUAUCUCCAGGAGACACACUAGAGAACGUCGUCCAUCAUGAAAUCAAAGAAUUGGGUCAACAUGUUCUUGCAUGCACCGUUUCCUAUCGCUUCAAUCCACAGAGCUCUCGCACUGCGCCUACGUCUGAAGAAACUUCUGAUUCCAAUAUUCUCACGUUCAGGAAGUUCUAUAAAUUCGUCGUUACGAAUCCACUCUCUGUCAAGACCAAAGUACACGCUCCCAGAUCCCCUUCAGCCCUAAUGGUGCCUUCCGAACGUGAUAAGGUUUUUCUCGAAGUCCAUAUUCAAAAUCUCACUCCGGAGUCAAUUUGGUUUGAGCGGAUGCAUUUCGAGGCCGCAGAGAGCUGGGAUGCACGCGAUGCGAAUCUAAUCAACGUCAACGGAGAACAACAAUCUUUGUACAUGGGCUCGACUGCGUUGAUGCAACCACAGGACAUGCGACAGUACAUCUACAUUCUCAGCCCGAAAUCUAUUCACCUCGAACCAGUAGUGUACUCCCCAGGUGCCGUCAUCCCACUGGGCCGGCUAGAUAUUUCAUGGAGAUCAUCGUACGGCGAACCAGGGCGUCUUCUCACAUCUAUGCUGACUCGACGAAUACCCCUUGUACCUCAGCCUGUUCAGCCUCAACCUGCUUCUGCUCUUCCACCCUAUUUGAAAAGGCAAAGUACAUCUGCAACUCCUCCAGCACGACCUAGGUCACCACAACUCGUUCAAUCUCGUCCCAGUUCUCCGACACCACGAUCCAAUUCUCCUGUACCAUAUAGAGCUCGUGCGUCUUCCGUGAUUUCGGGAUUUUCGCAGAUUCCUCUAUCACCGCAACCGCCCGCUAGCGUCAUCCCCACUACGACUAUUGAAGCGCAUUUGCUCGUUAGAGAUAUCGCUCACGGUACUAUCGCUGUCGGAAAAAAUUUCAAAGUUGCGCUUAGCCUCGUUCUAUCUUCCCUGCUAGCAUCAGAUAGGCAACGACAAAAAUUACAACUGUCUCUGGUGAUACAGCAUAUAGGGUUUCCUCCGACGUCAGGUUUUGCUGGUCUUUCCGUCCCCAAACCCGCACAAUUACCACCGCCCGACUCUUCAUCGCUGAGCCCUCGUUCUCUAUCCUCCCUGGGCUUCUCUUCCCCAUCCCCAACCUACACUACAUUCAACUACCCACUUGCACAUCAGAAGCUCCUCGAAGCGUCCCAAGUACAAUCGGCAACCAGAGAAUCUUCGAUAGAUGGACCUCUCAAACCUUCCGAGAAUAUGAAAUCUUUACCUCCACCUUAUUUUGAAAAAGUGGACGAGUCAAAGAGGCUUAAGAUGACUAUGGUGACGUUCAGUGGUCCAUCAGCCAUUGUUUUACCUCCUAUUGAGCUGGUACCUUCAUCCAAAUCCUAUACCGUUGAAUCGUCAGAUUCACAGCCAGGAGGAUUGCGCCCAACGUCGAAACAUCUGGCAACGCUUGAUUUCGAAUUGGAUUAUGUUGCACUGCGGAGAGGAUUUGCGAUGGUGGGAGGUCUGAGGCUGUUGUUAGUCGGUGAAAAGUUUGUUGAUGAUGAUGCGGACAAGGAGGAUGAUGAUGGGCAGAGCCUUGUUCCAAAGAUCCUGGAGAUCAGAUCGUUGAAGGAGUGGAAUGUUGUUGCUGAGGUGUUGGUAUCUUAA